UCCUUGCGGGUGCUUUUAUUGGAUCUGCUGCUGUCAAGCAGUGCUGAAGAAUUGGAAGGGCAAACGCGAGUAAGGCAGAGAAAGACUAACAGAAAACACAAUUAUGUGGCUGAUUUCUACCUUUACGUCUAAAAAUGACCAACACAAGAUAUCCUUUUGGGGGACCUGAAACUUACCGCCGUAUAUCAUUUUCUGUUUUUGUGCGAUUGCAUUAGGCAGAGGUGGUACCACAGAUAAUUUGACAGCCUCUACAUCUUUUUUUUUUUUUCAAAAAGAGGAAAAAUUGUGGGCCUUUGAUUCACUGCUGCCCAUUUUUAAUGCUUCAACCUACUAAGGAUUUUUUUUCUUUCCACGUUGACAAUGGUUGCUUGAAUGGGGUUUUACGCAAUGAAUUAUAUUUUUCGUAAUAGUUAUUUUUUUGGCAGAUAAAUGGAAUGUUUUAUUGGACUACACGCAUUUUGUUGCACGGGGGAGCCUUCAAGUCGGAGCGAAUGCCGGAGGAAUACUAUGCUUAGUGAAUAUUUGAGCCUGUUGAAGAUGAAUGGCACAGAAGUGGAGCAAACUGUCGUGAGAACCGGUUUGUGCCUAAUGUCUUGAAUUGAAGUGGGUAACCAGAUUGUGAAAGGAAAGGAGGACAUCCCACUAAAUUGGAUGUUUUUGGGUGGAGAAGGCGACAUAACCCAAAGGCACGGACGAAAAUGGAUAAAACUAUUACAUAAAUCGAGGAGGACUGGCAUUCACUUGUAAAGAGCAAAGUUAAGAAUGAGUAAAUGAUGUGGUACGAAGAGGAGUGCUGCGAGUGUGAUUGAUAAAUAGCAUAUGGGAUUGAGUUGUCGAAUUGAAGUGUAACGGGAUUAAUGUUCGCGAGGAAAAUAUCGCCACUUUGAAACAAAAUACACUGUCUAUAAUUUACUUCAUGUAAAAGGCAGAAAGGAAAUCUGUUUCCUGGUUGGGGGGUGGGGGGAAGGAAGAUAUAUUAUUCAUGGUCUCAGUGAGGGAAGCGGUGGAGAGAAUUUUGCAUUAAGAUUAAAAAGGAAAAAAGAAGACGUCAAGGAGAAACCGAAUAAUUGGAGGGCAGAAGCAGAGCACUUAAGCAAAAUAAAUUGGUUAAAGUGGCGUUGAAGCAUGGGCUGUGCUUCAAGCAUUCAUAUCUCUGAUAGGGUGGUCUAUCAUAGUAGUGGAAAAGAGUCCGAGGAGUCCCACUCGCCCCAACAGACCAAUACCACUCAGCAGCAAGGAAAUCCAGCCCAAGGAUUACCAAUUAAACCCUCAAGUUACAAGACCACAUUAACAGAGGUGCAGUUUGGACCAAUGAAGUUAUACGAAGAUCAGCUUCAGGUACUUUUAGUGUUUGCCAAAGAAGACAACCAGAGCAAUGGCUUCUGUUGGGCCUGUGAGAAAGCCAACUUCAAGUGCAGCAUAGCCCGAACGCCUGAAACUGCACUCGAGUGCUUCCUAGAAAAGCAUCAUGACCUCAUUAUCAUCGAUCACAGACAUUCCAGAUAUUUUGAUGCAGAAGCACUAUGUCGGUCAAUUAGAGCGGUGAACUCAUCAGAAAACACUGUGAUUGUUGCUGUUGUGAAAAGGCCGGACCGUGAAGAAGCCACUGUGAUGUCUCUGAUAGCUGCAGGAUUUAACAGACGGUAUGUGGAGAAUGCCAACAUGAUGGCCUGCUACAAUGAGCUUAUCCAGCUGGAGCAUGGAGAAGUGCGGGCCCAGUUCAAGCUAAGGGCCUGCAAUGCUAUUUUCACCGCUCUGGAGCAGAGUCAAGAGGCCAUUGAGAUCACAAGUGAAGAUCAAGUGAUUCAGUAUGUAAACCCAGCGUAUGAGUCCAUCAUGGGGUACCAGAAGGGGGAACUCAUAGGGAAGGAAAUCAUAGAAGUGCCUAAAAGUGAGAAGAAUAAGCCUGAUCUCCUUGAAACAAUAAAUUCUUGCAUACGGAAAGGAAAGGAGUGGCAAGGGAUUUAUUAUGCCAAAAAGAAGAAUGGAGACAGUGUCCAACAAAAUGUGAAAAUUACACCUGUUAUUGGACAGGGAGGAAAAAUUAGACACUAUGUGUCAAUUAACAGGCCUUUAAAUGAUAAUAAUAAGACUGAGAAGUCCAGUGAUCGUGUACAAGCUGAAUCUCAGACAGAUAUCCAGUCCUGCAAACACAAGGACAGGCAAAAGCAGGACAGGAAAGGCUCCCUGGAUGUCCGCUCCACUACAUCACGAGGAAGCGAUGGAAGCUCCCAGAGAAGGCACUCCUCUAUGGCCCGGAUCCACUCUAUGACCAUAGAAGCGCCAAUAACCAAGGUGAUAAACAUCAUCAACGCAGCACAAGAGAGCAGCCCCAUGCCUGUGGCCGAGGCCCUGGACCGCGUGCUGGAGAUCCUGAGAACCACCGAGCUCUACUCCCCCCAGCUGGGCACCAAGGAGGAGGACCCCCACACCAACGACCUCGUGGGGGGGCUGAUGACGGAUGGCUUACGAAGACUAUCUGGAAAUGAAUACAUAUUUUCAACAAAACAGCCUCAUCACAUCCCCAGUCACCUGACCACGCCACUCUCACUCAACGACAUCCCCCCUCGGGUGGCCCAGACCAUGGAAAAUGAAGACUCAUGGGACUUUGACAUCUUCAACCUAGAGGCAGCCACUAUAAAGCGGCCUCUCACCUUCUUGGGUCUAAAGAUCUUCUCGCGCUUUGGCGUGUGCGAGUUCCUGAGCUGCCCCGAGGCCACGCUCCGGUCAUGGCUGCAGGUGAUCGAGGCCAACUACCACUCCAGCAACUCCUACCACAACUCCAGCCACGCCGCCGACGUCCUCCACGCCACCGCCUACUUCCUGUGCAAGGAGAGAGUUAAGCAAAGCCUGGAGCCCAUGGACGAGGUGGCGGCCCUGAUCGCCGCCACGGUGCACGACGUCGACCACCCGGGCCGGACCAACUCCUUCCUGUGCAACGCCGGGAGCGAGCUGGCCAUCCUGUACAACGACACGGCCGUCCUGGAGAGCCAUCACGCCGCCCUCGCCUUCCAGAUCACCACCCGGGACGACAAGUGCAACAUCUUCAAGAACAUGGAGAGAAAUGAGUACCGCACACUCCGGCAAGCCAUCAUUGACAUGGUCCUGGCCACCGAGAUGACCAAGCACUUUGAGCAUGUCAACAAGUUCGUCAACAGCAUCAAUAAACCCUUGGCAGCCUUGGAGGAGAAUGGGGGGAAUGGGGAUGAGGACUCUGUCAAAGGCAUUUUGACAACUCCGGAGAAUCGGAUUCUUGUGAAACGCAUGCUCAUUAAGUGCGCCGAUAUCUCGAAUCCCUGUCGACCAUUAGAGCUGUGUAUUGAGUGGGCUGGCCGCAUUUCAGAAGAAUAUUUUGCACAGACGGACGAGGAGAAGAGACAGGGCCUCCCAGUGGUCAUGCCCGUGUUUGACAGGAACACCUGUAGCAUUCCCAAAUCCCAAAUCUCCUUCAUUGACUACUUCAUCACAGAUAUGUUUGAUGCCUGGGAUGCAUUCGCAGACCUGCCGAAUCUCAUGCAGGACCUGGACAACAACUACAAGUAUUGGAAAGGCCUCGACGAGCGGAAGCUCCACAGCCUGCGCCCGCCGCCGGAGUAGAGCCCCUCGGCGUCGCGCCCCUCCUCGCCACAGCUCCGUCGCCCCCCUCGCCUGCUCCAGCCACUCCUCAGCAGGCCUCCUCCUCCAGGCAGCGUCUCCCCGGAGUCUGCGCACCGCACCGCACCGCCCCGCCCAGCCCAGCCCCCGUCCCCCACCUCUGCCACAGCGUACACUCCGGCACCGCGGCCCUGGUCUGGCCCUGGUCUGGCUCUGGUCUGGCCCUGGCCUGGCUCGUCCCAACCCACCUGCCUUUGUAAGCUUUAGUCCAGCUCAGAACACAGACUGCAGGCCAAUCGACCUGCUUCGCGGAGGAAACGGACAGGCGACCUGAAGGACAGGCACGAGACUGGAGACACGGGAGCACGAGAGAGAGAGAGAGAGAGAAAAAGAUACACACGCACUUGUCCCCCGCGCACCAGUGGCGGCUCAGCUGGACUGGUGAUGUCCGGUCACUGUCUGGGCGAGCCCCUCUUGCCCCUCCACAGAACAAAUGGGGUCUGGCCUGCUCCUUCCAAUGCAAGCACGGAUGAUGUUUGUUAGACUGCACAGCUGUAGCAGAAGGAGAGAAAACAAACAGACCCUGAAACAAAAGAUGCUUAGAAACCUUUUGAGAGGCCUCCUUCAUGACGGGGGAGUGAGGGGUUGGGAAGUAGCGUAGAAAACUACGAGGAGUAUGUGUGUGUGUGUGUGUGUGUGUGUGUGUGUGUGUGUGUGUGUGUGUGUGUGUGUGUGUGUGUGUGUGUGUGUGUGCGCGCGCGUGCGCGCGUGUGUGUCUGUGUGUGCGUGUGUGUGGUGAUGUUCACCCAGACCCCGGCACCGCGACAGGACUGCUCAUGCUCAUCCUUUCAGAAGAAAGACUGUAGAAUCACACUCCACCUGUACUGGUCCUUGCUGUUGUAUUUUUUUCCCUUUGAUUUGGGUUUUUUUGAUUUCCCUUUAAAAUACGUGUCUACUAUGCUAAUCCUUGACUUUAAAAGGACAUGUGGCAAAUUCCACAGUCCUUCUACGGCAAUCCUAAAAAGCAAACCAACGCUUAUUUAGGAUGCUAACUGAAGACAAAGCAAAUGUAACCAUCUGGAACAAAGGUCACUAUUACACAUUGACAUUGAUAUAUUUAUUUUGUUUUUUUAGAUGUUCAUUAUUUUCUAUACUAAAAUAAAUAAAUGAAAUUAUUAAUUAGCUAAUGAAAUGGAAGAAAGAACAAAGUUAAAAAGCAAAGAAAGCCAAAGCUGAUUAACAGAAAUUAUAAUCCAGUAAGUCUUGUCCAUAUUUAAUACCCGUAGAGAAAAAAAAUCAUUCACAUAAAGACAUUUUUAUUUUCUUAUUACAAAUACUAGUUUGAAUGACACAUUUAUAUUGCACUGUAAACAAUGAUGGAUAUGUAAUGUUCUCUCAUUUUUGUCCAAGGCUGGGAUACUGAAUUUGGGAAUAAGCUCUUAAGUUGUUGUUCACUUGGGUGUUUGGUUGUGUGUGCGCAGAGACACCACUGCGAGAUGAUGCUGUAUAUCACACGGCACUCGGCGACAGCAGAAAUCUGUGAAAAGAAAAGAAAAAAAAUAUUUUGGACUUGAAAUGAUUUUUCUCCCAGAAUUUUUUGUAUCUGGUUUAUCCUACUGAAAAGACUGCCUUAUUUUAUACAAUAUUUAUACAGUACAUCCCACUGUGUAUCCACAAAGGACAUUCUGGAGUUUUUAAUAACAUAGUAAGAAAGUUAUGUUCACGUAAAUCUCAAUAUUUUUAUAGACUAUGAAUUUUACACUGGAGCAUCAAAAAAUGAAACCGCUAUUAGCCCUCUUGCAUUUGUGGAAAAUGUUUGCCCACCAGAAUGGCAUUACAUUUGGCAUGGAAACAAUGAAGUCUUUGGGAAGUUUGGUAGCAUUGGGAGAUACAGAAUGGUCGAUCACUGUUACCAUCUCCUCUCGUUGCUGAUUGCCUACUUGGAGGGGUAUGAAAUAUUGGCAGUUCCAUCAACUUUACACAAAAAACAGGAUUAUACUUGAGCCUCUGUCGGGCUUCUAAUUAGCAUACUAAUAUAUGUUUAAGAACUUUCCUUAUUAAGAGAAUUUCCUACUAAAAUAUAUAUAUAAAAAAUGCCAUACUACCAAGCAAACACUGGUCAACACGAUAUUUUGAUCAAACUCUGUUUCUCUCUGUCAAAACAGAAAUGUUAUAUAAAUCAGGGGAUUUUUUUUAUGAUUCACCAUAACUUCAGGUCUGACAGCACCACAAAAAAAAAUGAAAAAAGAAAAAAAAAUAGAAAAUGUUCAAUGGAUAAUAAAGUAAUUAUAAUAUUGUAUUAUGUUUCUGAAAUGCUCACAUUACUUGCCAGAAAGAAAGUCCCUUAAGGCCCAUAGUCCAGCCAUACAGGUACCAUGUCUUUUGUGUCCUAUGUCAAGUAUCUCCUGAUGUGAUGUCUCCCACAUCUACGCACAGGUAUCAGACCCAAUGCUUUAUGUCACAGCUUUAAGCCUGUCAUUACAUUUUUGUGUAAUUCUUUAAGGAAUUUACUCAUAACUACAUCAACCUGGAAUGACAAAGGUCACAGAGUUUGCUGGGAUUGUGUUGUCUGGGCUUAUUGUAGCAUUUUAAUGUUUUGAUAAAAAGAACUAUCAUUGGAUGACUUUUCAGUCUCCGGGUCUAUACCAACAUUAUAUCGUUCAUGUUACACUGUUACAGCAACGUUUGUUUCUGGAGUCUUGUUGACUUGAAAAGGAGGGGACGAUAAGUCUGGCUGACAAAAGGAAUGUCCUCUCACAAGUCUGUGAGAUGGGUUAAGGUCAGUCCCUCACUCCCUCGCUGGAUGGAGAGUGGUGGGUUUUUUUGUGUGUUAAGGCGACCAUCUCGCCUUUGAUCAGGUCUAUUCUUCAUCGUGUGUGUGUGUGUUGCAUCAUGUUGCCAUCUGCACAGCUUUGAGUAUGAUGAGAUGACCUCAUCAUGAUCAUUCCUUGCCCUUAAAAGGUCAGCACACUUGCCAAUAAGCAGCCAAGCACUGAGGUACUCCGUAUUAACCCUAAACUUAUGAAAUUCCACAGGCACUUGCUUAGUUUCAGGCACAAUAGUAACCUCUAGUAAGUAAACUCCAGUAGUAGUUUCAGUUCAAUGGUAGCCUUACUACUUUUAUCAGAGGUUGUGACUUCAAAGAAUAUGGUUUGCAGAGGACGUCCAUCUCCUAGGUUGUUAAUGUAGCGUGGAAAUGUUAUGUGCAGUGGAAUCAAAGUGGGAACACGCUACACCACAUGAUGCCAUGUGGAAGAUCUGGUGUUGUCUUUUGUUUUGAUGCUGAUGUCUAUGAUCUGCCAUCUAAUUAGAGUACAUCAAAAGGUUUGUGCCUAAAUUCUGAUGUUUGAUGUGGGAAUCAGUAAAAUGCUUUCCAGUCAGCAGACCAGCCCAUUCUGGUCAUUAAAACGGCAGCCUGCUGUGCAUGACCAGCCUUUAAGUGAAAAGAAUGUCAUUGCAAAGACUGUGGCUUAUAUCCAGACAUAUAUAUUUUAAUGAAUUGUGUUCCAGGAUUCUGUGUAUCUAUCAUUUUCCACCGAUAUAAAUUUAUCAAGAUGUGUUUGACUUGACCAUUCUUAAUAUUGUAUUAUCCUGCAUAAGUACAGUUCUCACACUGUAGGACCACCAGUGCAUGGAGACAGACAAACAUCCUUUAGUUAAUAAAAGGACCAUGAUUGUACUGAUUUGUUUUGAAAGUCAAUAAUUAAGCAAGCAGAUAGUAUGUCAUUGUGAAGAUGACAGAUGAAGAUGAUCAUUAUUCCUCAGAUAUGAUUAAUUUUUGUAUUCAGCAAAGAAUGGUAAAUAAAAUAAA
This is a messenger RNA of Sardina pilchardus (European sardine), 7405 nucleotides long. RefSeq names its product phosphodiesterase 8A (gene pde8a). Lineage: Eukaryota; Metazoa; Chordata; Actinopteri; Clupeiformes; Clupeidae. The transcript is spliced from 22 exons. Gene Ontology annotation, molecular function: 3',5'-cyclic-AMP phosphodiesterase activity. The record is from RefSeq and is a predicted model, not a curated record. The coding region runs from base 1126 to 3597 and encodes 823 amino acids. Gene Ontology annotation, biological process: cellular response to epidermal growth factor stimulus; regulation of DNA-templated transcription; signal transduction.